AAAUUUGAAGGAAAUAAAUAAGAGGCAUGGCAGAGCCAAGAAACGUAAACAUUGCAGAUAUCGAUCCCUAUAAUCUGGAUGAAGAUGUUGUAGAUAAAUUUGCUGCUGCUGCUGCUGCGUGUUAUUCAAUCUCCAGUGGUUCUGAAACUGACAAGGAACAAGAGGGGGGAAACAAAAAGGGGAGAAUUAAAGCUGCAUCAAAAAUGAUGGUGAUUGGACACAGAGGAAGCGGCAUGAAUUUGUUGCAGUCGUCUAACAAGCGUAUGAAAUUCAUCAAGGAAAAUUCCCUUGUUGCUUUAAAUGCUGCUGGAAAUUUCAAUCUCCAUUUUAUUGAAUUCGACGUCCAGGUCACCAUAGACGACUGUCCAGUCAUUUUCCACGACGACUUCAUCUUUACCAAAAAUAUGCAGGGUGAAAUAACAGAGAAGAGAGCGACCGAUCUCACUUUAGCAGAGUUUCUUUCCUAUGGACCCCAAAGGGAGCCAGCAAAUGUUGGUAAGCCUCUGUUGAGAAAGAUAAAAGAUGGCAGAAUCUUUGAGUGGAAGGUCGAAACGGAUGAUCAUCUUUGUACAUUGCAACAAGUGUUUCAGGAUGUUACUCAUUCUUUAGGGUUCAAUAUUGAACUCAAGUUUGACAACAAGAUAGUCUACAAGGAACACGAACUCGUUCGUGUUAUACAACUAGUUCUUGAGGUGGUAUUCAGGUCUGCCGAAGAAAGGCCCAUAAUAUUCUCGAGUUUUCAACCCGAUGCUGCCCUGUUGUUGAGGAAACUCCAAACUUCCUACCCCGUUUUGUUUAUCACUAAUGGAGGAUCUGAAAUAUAUGCUGAUACAAGGAGAAACUCUCUGGAUGAGGCCAUAAAGUUAUGCCGGGAACACAACUUAGAUGGUAUUGUUUCAGAAGUCAGAGCCGUCUUAAGAAAUCCAGGAGUAGUCACUGAAAUCAAGGACAAUUCCAAGCUCUCUCUCAUAACCUAUGGUCAACUAAAUAACGUGUCAAAGGUGGUUUACGUGCAACAUUUGAUGGGCGUGGAUGGCGUGAUUGUGGACCUAAUUGAGGACAUCACGACGGCAGUUGCAGAAUUCAGUAACUCAGUUGAGGAGAGUCGAGGAAACUUGAAGGAGGAUAAUGUACAGAACAAAAUGACACGAUAUUGAAAUAAAAUUUGAGCAACUCCAACCGGAAAAAAAUCUUCUUCUUCUUUUUUUUUUUGACAAAGGAAAAAAAUCUUUAAUUAAAAAGUGAAUUGGCACACCGAAAAUAACAAAUAUAGGCAAUCUGCUAAAAAUACCGCACUUCAAUCAUACUAUCCCGGAUUCCCUUGUCUAUAAUUAUAGUCAACUUUGAUGAAUGAUUUAUAUUUGUCGAACCUCUAUAUACAUGUAAGAAAUGUGUUGAAAAAUUACACAUUAUUUAUUACUCCCUCCGUCCCACCGGGUUGUUAACGUUCACUGUUUGCACGCAUUUUGAGACUCUUAUAAAGUAUAGUUCUAUAAUGUUUUUUUAAUUUAUUUUUUUUCUGAAUAAAAGUUUAAACAUCAAACUUUUAUUCAGAAUUUUUUUUUAUAAAAAAAAACCUCAUGCAACUAUAUUUUAUAGAGGUCUUAAAAAGCGUGCCAAAAAGUGAUGUUAACAAUCCAACGGGACGGAGGGAGUAUCAUGUUGAAGUGAGAAUUUUAUUUAUAAUAAUCUAAAAUAUUAAUGAUAGGGUAUAUAUUUACA
Molecule: messenger RNA, 1722 nt
Organism: Daucus carota subsp. sativus
Lineage: Eukaryota; Viridiplantae; Streptophyta; Magnoliopsida; Apiales; Apiaceae
Product: glycerophosphodiester phosphodiesterase GDPD3
Exons: 8
Coding region: 27-1157 (376 amino acids)
Biological process (GO): glycerophospholipid catabolic process
Molecular function (GO): phosphoric diester hydrolase activity
Source: RefSeq, a predicted model, not a curated record